UUUGAACUUUAGUAAUUUGUAAUUGUACAGAAGGAGCUUUGUCACAUUCCAGUGUUCCUCUGGGUCUCUGCAGCGGAACCUGAUUUCCCAUGAUCCUCUUCCUCCAGAGACACUGAUGACGAACAUAAAUAGGUGUGAGAGGAGGAACAAAAUAGAUGUGUGUAGAAACAGAGACAUAAAGGAGAAACUUUAAACCUCUGAAUGCUGAUGAGGAAAGACAUCGUGCCACUAGACUCUGCUGACGCGCCGAGUGGAAAAUAAAAAACGUGUGUCCGUUAAAUUGAAGGUCAUCAGGGAGGAGACGCACCAUGGCACUACAACACGGAAAAACACUAAACACACACAUCAGUCCGGACACAUGGAGGUCCACCAUCAUACUGUUGAAGCGGAUGGUGCAACAGUUGGAGGUCAACGAUGUGAACUUCGAGGAGCUGAAGAGGAACUUGGAUUUCACUGCUUCAUUACUGGAGGCUUUUUACACCAACAGAACACAACAAUCCUUUGAUGCUGAUGAUGACCUGCAGCUCCGCUCUGAUGUCGUCCCUGUGGAGGUUCGUGAUUGGCUUGCGUCUACAUUUACUCAGAGAGUUCAGCCAUUCAGCCAACGCCUGGAGGAGAAACCAAAAUUCCGCAGCAUUGUUCAUGCAGUGCAGGCUGGGAUAUUCGUGGAGCGGAUGUUCCGUAAAGCGUACUCUAAUGCCAUGCCGGAUCAACCUGCUGAUGUGAUCAUCUGUUUAAGGGAUUUGGACAGGUGGAGUUUUGAUGUGUUUUCUCUGGAUGCUGUCAGUUCAGGACAUUCACUAAAAACACUCUUCAUAGAGCUGAUCAUUAAACACCAUCUGAACAGCAGAUUUAAGGUACCACUCUCAUGUUUGAUGUCAUUCCUGUGUGAGUUGGAACGCGGUUACAGCAAACACACCAAUGCAUAUCACAACCACACACAUGCAGCUGACGUCACACACACAGUGCACUGUCUACUGCUGCACACUGGAGUACUGUACUGGUUGACAGACUUAGAGGUGUUGGCGUGUCUGUUUGCAGCAGCCAUUCAUGAUUAUGAACACACAGGAAACAGCAACAACUUCCACAUAUACACACGGUCUGAAAUGGCGAUGAUCUAUAACGAUCGCUCUGUGCAGGAGAGUCACCACGUCAGUGCCUCAUUCCGCCUCCUGCAGAAUGAAAACACAAACAUCUUUAUGAACCUCACUCGCCCCGAAUGGCUUGAGCUGCGGACUCUAGUGAUAGAGAUGGUGUUGGGAACAGACAUGUCCUCUCAUGUUCUUCAGGUCAAAGCCAUGAGGACGUGUUUACAGCAACAUGAAAGCAUUGAUAAACCAAAGGCGCUGUCUCUGAUUCUUCAUGCGGCUGAUAUCAGUCACCCUGCUAAACCGUGGAGUUUACACUCACGCUGGACCCCUAGACUGAUGGAGGAGUUUUUCACACAGGGAGAUAAAGAAGCUGAACUGGGUUUGUCUAUCUCACCUCUGUGUGACAGACACAACACACCUGUCUCUCAGUCUCAGAUCGCUUUUAUAGAGUUUAUUGUGGAACCAACAUUUUCAUUAAUCAGCGAUAUGUCAGAGAAAAUCAUCAUCCCUCUGAUACAGGACACAACUGAUCCAUCAAUCUGCAGCAGAUACCGAGGAUUACAGUGGACUGUAGCAGACCUGGUUGGCUUUAGAUCCAUGUGGAUGAGACACACUGAGGAGAACAAGAGCAGGUGGAGGGACAAAAUGAAGAAUGGUGAGAGUCACAGCUAUGAGUCUGAAAUUCAGACAGAAGAAGAAACUGCAGGAAAAGAGCAUUAAACUGAUAAAUUAAUGCAGAAGAUACAAAAGAAGAGGAAGAUGAUGAUCUGUGGCAAGAACGUGGUGCUGCAGCUAGAAAGUAGAAUUAAUUCUACACAUUUAUGAGUUUAAUAUUUUUAAUACACAUCUCACUGUUUAAGCCACACUGUAUCAUUAUAACACUGCCACACACACACAAUCAAGUGUGAUAUUGUGUAUGUGUUUUUGUGUUAUAUUGUGUGUGUUUGUGAUAUUGUGUGAUAUGAUGUGUGUGUUCUUGUAUAAUGAAUAGUUUGCAGUUUUAAUUUACUUGGAAAAACCACAAGUCUGAGAAAUUUUAGUGUGAAUGUCCUGGACUUGUCCUGGUGCUGUGUUUGGUUCAGACCCAGAGACACCAGACAAAGACUAAUGACGUCCUUCUGGUGUUUUCCAGAGUGACACAUCCUGAUCUUACAUCAUUACUGUUGGUGGCAGUAGGGCAGUGUUGUAAUGUAACAGAGUACAAAUACUUUGUUACUGUACUUAAGUAGAAAUUUCACGUAUCUGUACUUUACUUCGCUAUUUAAUUUUAUGCCAACUUUCACUUUUACACCACAACAUUUCCUCCGUUAUAUUUCCACUAAACAUCUUCGUUACUCGUUACUACAAAAUAAAACCAGAAGAAAUGUGUGUGACUGCAGUAAGGGAGGUUUGGUGAAUGACUGCUCCUAGAUUGCAUUAUUAUUAUUAUUAAUGCUCUAUUUCAGCGUAAUGUUGCUAAAGGAGGAAGCGCAACUGAAACCGCCAUGGAUGCACCUGCUGGAGGGGCAUUCACUAAAUUCCAGGGGUUUCGUUACCACGAUGUAAAGUGGGCGUGUUUCAGGAGGUCGUGGAAAAACGACCUCUUUCAAAAAACAUCAUACUACGAAGGACAAAACAGUCAUACAGGUAGAUUUAUUUUAGAAAACAAAUAAAAAACCAAAAACUACGGUUAGGGUUAGAUUAUCAAAUAGGUGACGCCUACCUGAUGACGCAAUAUCUGUUACACUGUUCUGAAAUCCCUGGAAAUAAGUGCCUGGCCCACUGGAGGACCUCCCGUUAUCGUAGACGACCACACGGCGAUAGUCCAAGAUGAAUAAGACUGAAUUCUGGCAACUUUCAAAACCAGCUUCUUUUGAAGAUGAACAGACACCCUUUCAGUUUCAACUAAUGACUGGUGUAUUAGUAGCUGCUGGACAUAGGUGGCCUGUGUGUGUGUGUGUGUGUGUGUGUGUGUGUGUGUGUGUGUGUGUGUGUGUGUGUGUGUGUGUGUGUGUGUGUGUGUGUGAGAUGUUGACCUGGGGAGUAAGCCCUACAAAUGCUCAUACCACAUGACCAAAAUGUUCUCCCUACAAGCAGGUCUUUUUUUUUUAAAGAAAUAAGUUAUUAUUUAUUUUUCAUUUUUACCUGAAGUUCAUACAAAAGUGAAAUUUCUGUUUCUGUUUUUUUUCUUUGAUGUCAGCUCUAAAAAUAAGCUGUUUGUUCUUUGAACUUAAGAGAAUUGUGCCUGAAAAGUCCUGGAAAAGAUUUUGUGAUUUUGAUUUGAUGAGUGAGAUUAAGAUGAUACGGGAACCCUGAAUAUGCUUUACUAUAAGAAAGCCACAAUAAAGUUCACAAUCAAAGUUCUAA
Tachysurus vachellii is the source of this 3437-nucleotide messenger RNA. RefSeq names its product dual specificity calcium/calmodulin-dependent 3',5'-cyclic nucleotide phosphodiesterase 1B-like. The transcript has 15 exons. Bases 309 to 1811 code for a protein of 500 amino acids. Gene Ontology annotation, molecular function: 3',5'-cyclic-nucleotide phosphodiesterase activity. The record is from RefSeq and is a predicted model, not a curated record. NCBI's taxonomy places the organism in Eukaryota, Metazoa, Chordata, Actinopteri, Siluriformes, Bagridae. Gene Ontology annotation, biological process: signal transduction.